AGGGCAGUGGGCGGGAGAAGCGCUCGCCAGGCCCCGCCCCAGCAUAACCCCGCGUCCAAGCGCCCGGCCGCGCAUCCCGCAGAAGUGCUGCGGCCAUGGCGACGGCGGCGGGCGGUGCGGCCUACUUCCAGAGGGGCAGCCUGUUCUGGUUCACGGUCAUCACCCUCUCCUUUGGCUACUACACAUGGGUUGUAUUCUGGCCUCAGAGUAUCCCUUACCAGAGCCUCGGCCCCCUGGGCCCCUUCACUCAGUACUUGGUAGACCACCAUCACACCCUCCUGCGCAAUGGGUAUUGGCUUGCCUGGCUGAUUCACGUGGGAGAGUCCUUGUAUGCCAUGGUAUUGUGCAAGUCUAAAGGCAUCACAGAUGGUCGGGCUCGACUGCUCUGGUUCCUACAGACUUUCCUAUUCGGGAUAGCAUCUCUCUCCAUCUUGAUUGCUUACAGAUCAAAGCGCCGAAAACAAACUUAAAGAAGAUAUCCAAAAGCUUUCUCUACACUUUUACAUUCAACCUCACCUCUUAUGGUGGGGGGUUGUGGGGAGUGGCAGGGAGGCAGUGUUUACUCAGUGAUCUUCCUACUUUCUAGAGACUACCGUGUUUCCCCGAAAAUAAGACUUACCC
Microcebus murinus (gray mouse lemur) is the source of this 621-nucleotide messenger RNA. It is a transcript of the gene TMEM254, whose product is annotated as transmembrane protein 254. NCBI's taxonomy places the organism in Eukaryota, Metazoa, Chordata, Mammalia, Primates, Cheirogaleidae. The record is from RefSeq and is a predicted model, not a curated record.